Molecule: messenger RNA, 1227 nt
Organism: Leptosia nina
Lineage: Eukaryota; Metazoa; Arthropoda; Insecta; Lepidoptera; Pieridae
Source: the annotation of a GenBank genome assembly
AUGUCAGCUGGAGAUAUGUGUGUGUCCGCUGCCAGGGCAGGACCGGCAGCGCGAUGGCAUCCAGCAUGCUUCGCCUGCACCACUUGCCAAGAACUUCUAGUCGACCUGGUGUACUUCUGGAAGGAUGGCCGGCUCUACUGCGGCCGUCACCACGCAGAAACCUUGAAGCCACGCUGCUCCGCUUGUGAUGAGAUUAUUCUGGCUGACGAAUGUACAGAAGCAGAAGGACGAGCUUGGCACAUGAAACACUUCGCUUGCGCAGAGUGCGCUCGGCAACUCGGCGGGCAACGGUACAUCAUGAGGGAAGCACGGCCCUACUGCCUGCCCUGCUUCGACAACUGUUUCGCGGAGUACUGUGACGCAUGCGGUGAGCCCAUCGGAGUCGACCAAGGUCAGAUGUCCCACGAAGGACAACACUGGCACGCGACAGAACGAUGCUUUUCAUGCCACACCUGCCGAGCCAGCCUCCUCGGCCGACCGUUCCUUCCACGGAAAGGUGCCAUCUUUUGCUCUAUCGCUUGUUCCAAAGGUGAACCGCCAACGCCGUCAGACUCAUCUGGACCAGGACCACGGCCUAAUAGAGCCGCUAGACCUAGGAGAAUUUCCUCACCAAAGUCACCACCGAGAACGCCCCAGAGGGAACCGUCUCCGCACAACGAUGCGGAUUCUGAGCCGAGUGCGUCUGUAGCUACAUCGGAGAUGGCCCCAGAAUCCCCACCGCCACACCCACCUCCUUUGCCUCACGCCAGUCUUAGUCUCGAUAGAGCGCUCGCUGAUUUAAGGCUGGAGCAGUCCAUGACAGAUCAUCAAAUACAAACAACCCCAAUAGAAGAAACAGAAGAAGACUGGAGACCUCCGCACCCCGUGGAAGCUCAGGCUGUAGUGACGCCGGGGCAUUCCACGUCUAUGCCGGAGCUAACUUUAGUCGAUGGUAAAAGUAAAAAGCCUCGAGGGGGACGGACCGUCCGGUUUUGUGGGGACAAUGAAGCGUUCGAACCAGACGAUCCACCGAGAUCGAAGAGGGAGAAAGUUCGUGACGACGACGCGAGCAGUUAUUGCAGCACGUGUUCGUCGUCAUCGUCUUCAUCAGAAUCGUAUACGCUGCCGACGAGGCGAGCGUAUGGCGGCGUCAGGAUAUCGUACGUGCCGAACGACGCUGUAGCCUGUGCUAAGAGAGAACGACAGAGGAAAAACCUGCAACACGAUAAAAACUGUAUAAUUUCGUGA